CUCAACGGGCCAAUCAAGGAGGAGGUGUACGUGGAGCAACCCCCUGGCUUUGAGGAUGAACGAAUCGAGCAACGGAGGAACCCGACGCUCAGGGGACAGCCAACCGCCGUGGUGCAGUACAACGGCUGGAAAGGCGGUGGCUUGAUUGCCAUCAGCUACGAGGCUCGUGGAUUUGGUGUGAAGAGGUCCAUGCGCGGAGAUGAGGCCAAGAGGGUCUGUUCUGGUAUUAAUCUUGUUCAGGUCCCAGUGGCACGUGGCAAGGCUGACCUUAAUCUUUACAGAAGUGCUGGUGCUGAGGUUGUUGCAAUCCUUGCAAGCAAAGGGAAGUGCGAGCGGGCAUCCAUCGACGAAGUUUAUCUUGACCUUACUGAUGCAGCAAAGGAAAUGCUCUUACAAGCUCCCCCAGAUUCACCAGAGGGGAUUUUUAUGGAGGCAGCAAAGUCAAAUAUCUUGGGCCUUCCGGCUGAUGCCAGCGAGAAGGAAAAGAAUGUGAGGGCAUGGCUUUGUCAAUCAGAAGCUGAUUACCAGGACAAGUUACUGCCAUGUGGAGCUAUAAUUGUUGCACAGUUACGAGUCAGAGUUCUAGAGGAAACCCAAUUCACAUGCUCUGCUGGGAUUGCUCACAAUAAGAUGUUAGCUAAACUUGUCAGUGGAAUGCACAAGCCUGCUCAGCAAACAGUUGUCCCUUCUUCAUCAGUUCAAGACUUACUAGCAUCACUACCUGUGAAAAAGAUGAAACAACUUGGUGGUAAGCUUGGAAGUUCCUUGCAGGAUGAUCUUGGGGUUGAGACUAUUGGUGAUCUCCUAAGUUUUACAGAGGAAAAAUUACAAGAGCAGUAUGGAGUAAAUACUGGGUAUUGGUUAUGGAAGACUGCCAGGGGCAUUAGCGGGGAAGAAGUUGAGGACCGUCUUCUCCCAAAGAGUCACGGGUGUGGAAAGACAUUUCCUGGCCCAAGAGCACUGAAGUACAGUGCUUCUGUAUCUUUAUUGUUCUCUUGCAGCCACGGGAUGGUGGCGGCCUUCGCGCGGGCAGCGUGGCUCAAGGAGUACCACGAGAAGGUUAGCAUGACGCUGAACAUUUUGGCCGACCUUUCACCUCUUUUCACGUGGAACACAAAACAGGUGUUUGUUUUUGUGGCAGCAGAGUGUGAGACUCCACAGGAUGCUUUUAUUCAACCUCCAACAAUUGUCCAUAAAAGCAUGAGUUUUCUGCUUGGGACUAUAGUGCAAUCUCAUGAAAUUGCCACUUGCUUGAGGGUUGUAGUAAUGAUGCCAUAUAGCUUUUCUCUUGGUCUUCAACUUACAUUGAGAGUUGUUGCAGAUGCAUAUAGUGGUUUUGGAAAGUGA
Messenger RNA from Zea mays, 1347 nucleotides. RefSeq names its product DNA polymerase eta. NCBI's taxonomy places the organism in Eukaryota, Viridiplantae, Streptophyta, Magnoliopsida, Poales, Poaceae. Gene Ontology annotation, biological process: error-prone translesion synthesis; response to radiation. The annotation marks the transcript as partial. Gene Ontology annotation, cellular component: membrane; replication fork; signal peptidase complex. The record is from RefSeq and is a predicted model, not a curated record. The transcript has 12 exons. Gene Ontology annotation, molecular function: DNA-directed DNA polymerase activity; damaged DNA binding.